CACGCCGGUUCUGAAAAGGUGAGGUUUGGCAGAAGUCCGCUUCUCAACUGAAAGAUCUGUGCAUAAAUAGACCGUAGCUCCGACCUUCCGUCGAGUGUGCAACGACAGCGAGUCAGCAACAGUGUGAUCCUCGCUUUUCCACUCGUCAAGCGUUUCAGUCGACCAUGGCGUCUUUUUCUGCCGCCCUCGUCGCGCUGCUGGUCGCCAGCUGCGUCGUGGAGGCCGCGGCCACGACGUUCGACGUCGGCGACGGGCACGGCUGGCAGACCGGCGUCGACUACACGGCCUGGACGUCCGGCAAGACCUUCGCGGUCGGCGACAAGCUAGUGUUCAACUACACGAGGAAGGCGCACACGGUGACGGAGGUGAACGACAGCGGCUACAGCGCCUGCUCGGGCGCCAACUCCCUGAGCAACGACGACAGCGGCGCCACCACCGUCACGCUCACGAUGGCCGGCGUGCACUACUUCAUCUGCGACGUCCCGGGCCACUGCCCCAACGGCAUGAAGCUCACCGUCACCGUGACGGUCGCCGGGGGCUCGACGACCGGAGGCACCGUCCCUACGGGCGCCUCCGGUGUGUCCCGCGGGCCGGCGGUGAGCGCCGCUGUCGCCGCUGCCGAGGGGGCUCUGGUCGCGCUCGCGCUCUUCUCAUGAAACCCGUCGUAUGAUCAGGCCAGAAACGGACAGACCGUGCAGUUUGAUUCGUGUGUACGAACAAUAGUUCACUCGUUUUUUUGCUACGUUCACCGUGCACGCUCAAUCGCUCAUGUACUUACGUGAUAUAUGUUCGUUGGUUUGCGAUGUGGCCUGUGUGUGCCCGCGGGAGUGUCUUCUUGAUGCCAAACGGGCAUAAUUCACAUAAGCAUCACCAAAAGAUCAAUAAAUGGGCAUAGUUCAUACAGUUCAA
Molecule: messenger RNA, 909 nt
Organism: Triticum dicoccoides
Lineage: Eukaryota; Viridiplantae; Streptophyta; Magnoliopsida; Poales; Poaceae
Product: blue copper protein-like
Exons: 2
Coding region: 165-656 (163 amino acids)
Cellular component (GO): plasma membrane
Molecular function (GO): electron transfer activity
Source: RefSeq, a predicted model, not a curated record